AUGACAACAACGGAACUGUUGUUGACAACAACGGUCAACGGAACUGUUGAACUCACCAAAAACUCGUCUCACCAUAGCAGAACAGAACACUUCGACGUGCACCAUCAUUUUGUUCGAGAAGCUGUGAAGAAUAGACAAGUUUCAGUGCUUAAAAAAUCCACCGAAUUUAUGGUGGCUGAUGUCUCCACAAAACCUUGUCUUAAUGUCCUUACCCAGAGAGAAACAACGAUGGUGUACAACGAAGAUGGGGCUGGUGCUCAAUCCCAUGCAUCAAGUUGGGGUGUUGGAGACCAAUGCCGCAUGAGUAUUAAGGAAGACAACCAGAUAGAAAAUAAACGACGAAAACGGCUAAACAUAGUAAAGUCUCUGCAGCGAAGAUAUAAAGGUAACGUUAUUAUUAAAGGACCUCACGUAAUCUUUGAACAGUUAAAUCAUAAUAACUUAACGUUUGAAGAAAUCAUAAUGGAUUAUGCAAGACAUCUGAAUAAAGAAGAGGAAUCACAAAAUGUAACUGCAUCAAAAUUAAUUUGCCUUCCAGAUUACCCAACCAUUGUCACGAAUGGCGAAGACUUCGGUAUGUAUUCGUCACAAUUUUAA
Molecule: messenger RNA, 597 nt
Organism: Nezara viridula (southern green stink bug)
Lineage: Eukaryota; Metazoa; Arthropoda; Insecta; Hemiptera; Pentatomidae
Source: the annotation of a GenBank genome assembly